AUGGAGCUGACACCUAAUACUACUUGGUCUUGGAUGUUUGGUAGUAUAAUGAAGCAGCGUGACUCUGCCUCUCAUAACAUGUGGAAUACUCUGAACCAGGAGCAGAUAUUUCCCAUGAAAAAAGUGUAUACUCACCUGUUGAAUGCAGAAAGAAUCAAUUGGAGCCCUCUUAUAUGUUCUAAUCCAGCUAGACCUCGUGCAACUCUAUGUUUAUGGAUGCAAUGUCAUGGGAGGCUACCUACAAAAGAUAGAAUGCUCCGGUUUGGCUUUAUCCAGGAUAGUGUGUGCAGCAUGUGUAGUCAGGAUGUAGAGACAAAGGAACAUGUGUUCUUUGAUUGCAGAUUCCCCAGGAGUGUUUGGUGCAAUAUUUUGGAGUGGAUUGGCUUUAAGCAUACCCCCCUGAGUUGGCUUGAUGAACUGAGAUGGGUUAUUGAUAAUUCUAAGAAGAAGGGAUGGCGGGCUAAGAUCCUAAAGCUAGCUUUUGCAGAAGUGGUUUAUGGGAUAUGGGCCCAUCGCAACAACCUUAUAUUUGGAACAGAUUCUACUGCCACUCUCCAGACUAUCAGAGAUUGUAUAGUUCAUAGGAGUUGGAUAGAUAAAAGCAUUAGACACCAUAUAGCUGGAUUACUAUUAUGA
This is a messenger RNA of Vicia villosa (hairy vetch), 636 nucleotides long. RefSeq lists its product as uncharacterized. The record is from RefSeq and is a predicted model, not a curated record. The transcript has a single exon. Lineage: Eukaryota; Viridiplantae; Streptophyta; Magnoliopsida; Fabales; Fabaceae. The coding region runs from base 1 to 636 and encodes 211 amino acids.